Messenger RNA from Trichoplax adhaerens, 2028 nucleotides. RefSeq lists its product as uncharacterized. The record is from RefSeq and is a predicted model, not a curated record. Gene Ontology annotation, biological process: positive regulation of DNA-templated transcription. The transcript has 22 exons. Gene Ontology annotation, cellular component: SWI/SNF complex. The coding region runs from base 1 to 2028 and encodes 675 amino acids. Gene Ontology annotation, molecular function: histone binding; DNA binding. Lineage: Eukaryota; Metazoa; Placozoa; Uniplacotomia; Trichoplacea; Trichoplacidae.
AUGGCGGCAAGAAAGAAAGACGGUGGACCUGAUCCAAAAUAUUUCGAAUGGGGCGAUACUCUGGCUAAAUAUGAAGUAUUACGAGAAUGGCUAGCUAAAAAUUACAAAAAGUACUUGCAGAAUGAAUCAGUCACCAAUAAAACCUUGGCUACGUUAACCAUGAACUUACUACAGUUCCAAGAGGAUACUUUUGGUAAAGGAUCCAAUAAUCCUCCGUUGCCUAAAUUACCUAUUAAGUUAUUCUAUAAUUAUACACCUGGCGGAUCGUUAUGCCACAUCCUAGCGACAGCCUACAAAUGGAAAGUUGAACAAGGAUGGCGCCGAUUUGAUUUCCAAUCACCCUCACGGGUUGACCGCAAUGUCGAAAUGUUUAUCAAUAUACAGAAAAUAUUGUUACAGAACAAGUUGCUAACCUUUCCUUUGGUUUACAUUGUUGAUUCUGUCGAUCAAAAAUUAAGGGAAAAAUUGAUAGCCAUUGUCAAAAAGUACCAGGGAUCUAUUGUUGAUCAAAUAAACGUAGCCACACAUGUGGUCUAUCCACCUCCGCCUCCAAUUCCUGAUGAGGAUUGGUUGAGACCUUUGCAUAAAAGGAACAAUUUAGUGUUAGUCCAUUGGUGGUACUUUCCUGAUAGCUAUGAUACUUGGGUCCCUGAAAACGAUAUUGAAGAAGAACCGGAACCGCAGCCGCUUCAUGUUGGGCAGUGGGAGGUAAAUAGUAGAUGGUUGACUGAUUUGGAUAUCUUCCACGAAUGGAUGAAUGAAGAAGAUUAUGAGAUACAGGAUGGAGAAUCGGAAAUUCAGCAUUCUCCUGUAAUAUAUUGUAUUACUCUGUUACGAGCUUCAGUUACCGAAACGCCAAGUCUAACUAUGACAGUACGAAAAAGAAAGAAGUCGCCUUCACCUGAAAAUGCCAAGAAAAAAAAGAAAAUCAGGUCGGUUGUGACCCUGGCAGGUGUUAUUACAGAAGAUUUAACGAAAGACAUGGAAAAUCCCCCUCCUGUUCCUAAUGUUAAGGAAGUUGCAAUUCCGCCAGAAGCGUCGCGUGAAAGUGAUUUUACCCCCAGUCGCAGCGGACAAUUAACGGACAUUGGCAGCGAAAUUUGGCUUGAUGGAGCUUUAGAACCGGUACAGCCUGGAGAGGACCUUCGUAUAGAAGCUGUUGAACAAGCACACGUUAUCGUAAUACCGAGCUAUUCGGCAUGGUUUGAUUAUAAUAGCGUUCAUGCUAUUGAGAAACGAGCCUUACCAGAAUUUUUUACUGGCCGAAAUAAAUCUAAGUCGCCUGAAAUCUAUUCAGCUUACCGAAAUUUUAUGGUUGAUACAUAUCGUCUUAAUCCUGGAGAAUAUUUAACAUGCACUGCAUGCAGAAGGAAUUUAGCCGGGGAUGUUUGCGCUAUUUUACGUGUUCACGGUUUUCUGGAACAAUGGGGACUAAUUAAUUACCAAGUCGACAGAGAACUAAAGCCUAGCCCUAUGGGACCACCAUCUACCUCCCAUUUUCAUGUUCUAGCUGAUACACCAUCUGGCUUACAGCCUGUAUUGCCUCCAAAGCCUGCAACCAAAGCUGUUGAUCAAAUGAUAACCUUUAACAAUAAUACUACCAAAAGCGAAGGACAGGAUAAAAGUGAUAGUCUAACCAAUUAUGGCCUCAAGACUGAUAUAUAUGCAGCCAGUGCACAAAAAUCGAAAGCACUAUCUCAUUUAUCGCGAGACUGGACAGAUCAGGAAACAUUGCUUUUAUUAGAGGGCCUAGAAAUGUAUAAAGAUGACUGGAAUAAGGUAGCCAACCAUGUCGGAAGUCGAACUCAUGAUGAAUGUAUCUUACAUUUCUUGAGAUUACCAAUUGAAGAUCCUUACUUGGAUGAAUCAGAUUUGCAAUUAGGUCCAUUAAUUAACCAACCUAUACCUUUCAGCCGAUCUGGUAAUCCAAUUAUGUCAACAGUGGCUUUUCUUGCGGCUAUUGUUGAUCCUCGUGUUGCCAGUGCUGCUGCUAAAGCUGCAAUAGGUAAUCGUAAGGUUCUUAAUUAA